UGCCGUGAUGCAACCAAAGUCCUGAGUUUCACACGCGCCUCCACGCAUCAACCGGUCUCACCAGACCUUUACGCACUCGGAGGUGGAUGAAGAGGAGCCUACGACUACUCUGCAUACGUGUGUGGAAGUCGGGAAUAACUGGACAAUCGACAACAGCAGCAGUAUUGUUGCAGAACUCGAUAUCAUCGUCGAGGCUACACCCGCCGCGCUGGACUUGUUGUAUGUAGGAUAGCUGUGGCUUGGCUGAAUGCUUUCGGCAAGGCUCUGUGGUUACACUGGUGGGUCCGAUGGUGCAGGCGAUGAGUUCUCCCGUCAGUGACGAUGGCGGUGAUGUUGGCAACCGGUGGCAGCAGGGGGGACAUUGCCGGCAGGACUCGCGAGCCAUGAGACAAGCUGGACGUCAUGGCCAUGCUGGCGGUGCUGAUGCCGGUGCCGACGCACGGCCGGAGUUGACGAAGGGCCAGCUGCUCCGUAUAGCCUGCGGCAUGCUUGGGCUCAUGUUCGGCUGGGCCACGAAGACGGUACUCACCACGCCCCUCUUCCGUGAUGUCUACGGCGUCGAUCCCGCCGACCUGGGCUUCGUGUGGCUCGCCGGGCCUCUUUCAGGGCUCUUACCCGUUGUUGGUGUGAUUUCCGACCACCGAGAGGGCCAGGGCCAGCGCAGCUUUUUCUUCGCAGUGGGCACGAUCAUCAUGGCCGCGUCUCUGGCGCUUCUUCCGGCGGCCGGUGCGGUGUGCAGGCAUCUUACAGGCGGCGGCAGUAGCAGUAGCACCAGCAGCAGUAGUGGCACCAGCCACAGUGAGGAGGCUGUCGGCACCGGGCUGGCCGUCUUUGCCCUUUGGGCUCUUGACCUUGCGAUGAACGCGUCCCUGGUGGCUAUCCGGGCUGUUGUGGCGGAUUGUGCUCCGCCCCAGCAACAGCCGAAGGCGAACACCGUGAUUAUUAUCAGCUACGGCGCCGGCACUUUCCUGGGUUAUGGCUUCGGUGCUGUUGACGCGGCCGCGUUGCUAGGCUUCCCUCCUGGGGCCUUUUGGAAGUCUUGCGUAGAUUUCUGGGUGGCGGCGCUUGUUCUGAUCGCGGCGUCGGCGGUGACUACCAGGGAGGCGUUCCGGAUGGAGCGACCGCGAGCUCUCGCUGCAAAGCGAGGCGGAUCUCCGUCGUACACCGUUGUCGAGGGAGGGAGCAAUGGAGAGUGGCAGGAGCGGCAGCGCCCGCAGCUGCUGCAACAUAUCCAACUAGGAGGGCCCCAUGAUGCUGCUGUGUCAAGGUCCACCGGUGACACAGCCCUUGCCACCAAUACCGCCAGUAUUGUAUAUAUCGGCGGAGAGAGUGCGGAUGUUUCCGCAGUUGAUCGUGGUCAAGAAAAGGAGGAUCUUGCGCCCCGAAGUCACUUGGAAGAGGAGAUUCCGAACCAGAUGGCAACGAGCGAGCGGCAGUCGAACAACAGCGACUUGAAGUUUUUUGGAGGCGUUCGCGGGGGUCAACCUGCGCCUUUGAGGCGCGACGUCAGGAGAAUAAGCGCUACUGAAGACGUCGACGGCGCCGGGAGCUUGGAGGAAGAGUUAUGGGGAGGAGGCUCGGCGGAAAUGGCGGCGAUGUUGCCACCGACUCCUACCUCCUUCAAGGUGGGCUCCGACGUUCAUGAAUUAGGCGGGAGUCAGGGUGGAGAAGGGGGUGUGCUCACGUAA
Ectocarpus sp. CCAP 1310/34 is the source of this 1688-nucleotide messenger RNA. Lineage: Eukaryota; Phaeophyceae; Ectocarpales; Ectocarpaceae. The record is from the annotation of a GenBank genome assembly.